AAAUGUUACAAGGGCCGGAAAGGACCAAUGUUAGGGGAGCAUACGUCACUCACUUUUACCCAAAAUAUAUUUCCACCGAAGGUCCAAAUUUCUGCCGGCCGUCGAAAUAUUAAGUGCAUUUCCCGCUCAGCGGAACUGGCCGCGGUCAAAUGGCGAGCAAGCGGCUGUCGUAUCCGUCCGCGUUGAUUUUAGGGGGGCUCGGGGUAAGCGUUCACCCAGCUCAGCAUCAGUGAAAAUGGCUCUGGCUAACGACUGGAAAACGGCACGCAGAAAUGGAAGCGGACCGUAGCUAGCUAGGCAGCUCGUACUAGAAGGCGUGACAGGGCCUCAUCCAUCUGCAACUGUGCGCUGCAACUGGAGGCGUAGGAUUGCCGAUUUGCGUUAAAAUGAGCGGCAGUCAAAUAUGCGACAGAAUACUCCCCUUUAUUGCAAAGGGAUCUCACUCCCCUAAGGGUUAAUUGCUACAGUUAGAGGACUCGUUAGGAUUUUUAAGAGGAGCGUCGUGGCUGAACAAGGAUGAGGAACCUUGAUUAGGGGAAGGAAAAGCUCAACGCAUCAAUUCUGAGAGGAAGCAAGAAGUCACUUUUUGACCUAUUUUUCCGUAGAAACUUUUUAAAAGUAUUUUGAAAUUUUGGUAAAAUACCUCUUCCUGCCAGAAAGACAGCUCACCCUGCUUUUGGUCAUCAGUUUGUCACCUGAGCAGUAGAUAGUCUACAGGGAAUGGCAGCCUGAGAGGUAAACAGUCUCAAGAGAUGACCUUAAAGCUCUUGUUUUAGUAGGAAAGUAGCGACAGAGCUUCACCCCAAGGGUAAAGUCUGACUUUCACCAGUCACAGGUGGGAUCACUAUUGCCGCUCAUUGUGCUGGAGGUUUGGCCCCUGCACCCCCAUGUGCCAGUGAGUGGGAAAUGUUCCAAUUUGGAAAAUACAAUCUGGACAUUAUAGAGAUGUUAAGUGGGCACCAGGCCCACCAGUUCAAAGGCCUCGGUUUAGAUCGACAGCUACAGCAUCAGCAGCAAGUGCAACUUCACCAGCAUCAACUCCAGCAGCAGCAGCAGCAGGCUGAGUCAUCUGGAGCUCUUCUGUCUGGACUUGGCUUGGGCCCCCUGCAGGGGUCUAGAGGUAACGCCUUUUCUGAUUCUGCCUCCAUUUUUGCCAAGAUGAGUGCCCCUCCUCCCCCACCUUUACAACAACAGCCCUCCUCAUCUCAGAGCUCUCGAUCAAAGUCAAGCAAGAUGAGCAGCAGCAGUUCAAGCCACUCUUCAGGCUACCCGCAGUUCCUGCGCUCUUUCCACCCGUCUGAGGCAGCACUAGCACAGGAGCAGUUACAUCCAGGUGUAGGGCGCUUUGAGCACUUUACUGGGGGGAGUAGCAGUAGUGGGAGUGCGGGGGGAUUAGGAGGAUUAGUAACAUCAGCACCUCCACCCCCUCCUCCUUUGCAUCCCGGCCUCUCUGUUCCCCAGGCAUCACCUGGCCCCUCCUCGUCUUCUCCUUCCCCCUCAACCUCAGUGGCAACUUCUAAUAUCCCUUCUAGCAGCAGUGCAGUCAGCUCAUUGGGACACCAGUUGGUUGGGGCCCAGUCUGAUGCACGGAGCCUUCACCAACAGUUUAGUUGCAUGCUAGCUGCCAAUCAGUAUUUUCUUUCUGGGGUGCCUGCUAAUGCUAGCUUAGAACAAUUUCUCGUUCAACAGGGAACCCAUAACCACUUAGGGAUCGGUUUAAGUCAAAGCAGCGGAGAGUCGAGCUCUAGCCUUGCUCCGCCUCCUGCUUUGCAUUCUUCUCACCCACACGGGCACUCCACACCCCAACCCCAGCAGGCCUCACAGCAGCCCCCUCAGCAGCAACAGCUUCCACCUCACACUCUUUCUCAUCCUCACUCUCAUUCUCAUCCUCACCAUCCUCUCCAUCCAGGCUCUCAGUCUUCAUCACUUGGUAGCUUUGACUUCCAGGGUAUUCCAGUUCUUUCAUCAAAUCAGAUAGCUUCUCUGAUGCAGCAGGAAGCAGGGUUGCCCCUUCCACUGCCACUACAUUUGUCCUUAUCUAAGGAGGACGGCAAAGGCGAAAGCAGUGGAGGUGGUAGUAGCAGCAGUAGCAAUAGCAGUCGGAGGAAGAAAGCUAUGGCUGGCUAUUUGCCACAAAGAAAGUCCGACAGCAGCAGCAAUAGUGGUAGCACCCACGGGCACAAUAGCCACAGUGGUAACCCUAACACUAAUAGUAAUGGGGGGCUAAGUCACGGACAGCCUCCAGCUUUAAUUGGGAGUGGGGUCGGUUUGGCUAGUAUGGCAGGAGACCCAUCUUCCCUUCUGGCCUCAUCAUCUUCAUCCUCAUCUGUAGUUUCUUCUUCCUCCUCCUCUGCACCCUCUUCCACUGCUGCCUCAGUACUGGUUACCAAUGAUUCCCAGCUUUCUAAAUCUGAUAACCAGAGCUCAAUGCAACCUGGUGGCACAGAGUCUGGCACAGAGUCUAUUUAUAGCUGUGGAGAUUGUGGCAAAAGCUUCCCUCAACUUUCAAGCCUUCGCAGGCAUUUGCGCAUGCAUGAGCCAACUACAGCAGGUACUAGUAACACAGCCACUACAGGCCCCAACCCUAUUCACAUUAAAACACAGUCUGAUCCAAGUCUUCCCCAUUCGACCCAAGAAACUCCCCAACCCUCAACUAAUUCUUGUCCUAGUCCAGAAAAAGUAUUUCACUGCCCCGAUUGUGGCAAAGGCUUUAAGAAAAAGGGCCACCUCCUGCAACACGGUGUCAUACACUCUUCCGCCCGCCCGUAUGGCUGCUCCACCUGCUCUCGGGCUUUUAAUCGUAGAGAGUCACUGACACGCCACGAGAAGAUACAUGAGGAAAAGCCGUUCCGAUGUCCUGCCUGUGGCCGUGCCUUCCGUGAGAGCACCUCUCUUCUGAACCAUGCUGCCUCAGGCACCUGCGGCAAGCCAGGUAGGGGACCCAAACAUCGGGGCAGCAAGACAGGAACAGAUGGGGAGGACACAAUUGGGGUAGGGGGUGGAGGAGGCAAUGGAGGAGGGGGUACUUAUCAGAGCAAUAGAGGGGUUGUUUAUGGGAAAGCUGAGGAAGAGGAUGGUGUAAUCAUUGUUGGGGAAGGGGAACCAAAGUCAGGGCUAGGAUGUGAUGGUCUGUUUCAAUCUGGAAGGGGAGGGAAUUCAAAUGACAGAGACAGAACAGACGGUAAAUAUCCCACUGAUUACUCUCGGAAUCGUUACACAGGCUACCAUGAUGAACACCGUUCUCAAGGUAACCCAUCUCCAUGCUACUCUGGUGCCUCCCCCUGUGGGAGUGGGAUGACGGGCCCAGCUCUGAGAAAGGCACCCUUGGCCCCAACACUGCAUCCACACUCACAGAGCCACAACCAGCACCACCAUCCGCAACAACAGCCCCACCUGCCUCUUUCUUCUCUACUGGAUGACUCAGAAGAUGAUGUCACUAGCUCUGUCAACAAUGCAAUCUCUGCUAUAACAGCUGCUAGUAACAGUGGAAAUAGAGGGGAUGAUAGGGGAGACAUCAUAGGAGGCCUUCUAGGUGGUCUUGGUUUAGGACAUCUGGGCUCACCUUCAUCCACAUCUGGCAUGGAUAAGAGUUUCAGAGGCACUGGGAGCCAGGAGGCAAUGAGCAGUAACCCACAGAACCAUAUUCCUAAACCAAAGCGUCCUCGCAAACCAAGAGCUAAGAAAGAGCCUGCAGCUAGUGGACAGCCCCAAAAACGAAGGCAAUACACUCCCAGAAUGGGGUCUAGUGGGCUUCCGCGUACUCAUCUUUGCAGCGUCUGCGGUAAGGGAUUUGCACGCCGAGAGACCCUGCGGAGGCACGACCGCAUCCACACUGGAGAAAAGCCCCAUCACUGCACCAUUUGUGGCAAGUAUUUCAGAGAGGCUUUCCACCUCAGCAAGCACCAGACUGUCCAUUCCGGUGCAAAGAAUUACAAAUGCACCAUCUGUGGGAAAGAGUUUGGUUACUCCCAGAGUCUCAGGAGGCACAGCAAACUGCACCAGAAAGGGGAACUCGAAGAAGUGCCGGCAACACCAGCUCCCGAGAACCUCAACAGCUUUAACUCAAAUCCCCAAUGUAGCGUGGCACAAGACAGGAGCCAAAACCAAGCGACUAGCACGUCCUCCUACUACCCCUACUCUCAAGAUAUUAAGCCUCAAGACACCAACCCUCAGCCUCCACCUCCACUUCAUUCACAAGCCCCACCACCACCUCGACUUUACACCUGUGCUAUAUGUUGGAAGUCUUUCCGUCAUCACUUCCAUUUGACAGCCCAUCAUCAGACAGUUCAUGAAGGAGGUGGUGAAAAGCUGUUCUGCUGUGAGGUGUGUGGGAAAUCGUUCGCCUACUCCAACAGCCUCACUCGACACAGGCAGUCUCAGCACGGUAUGACCCGCACUGAGCCAUCUAACCCUCAAGAGGGCAGCAGCGGGUCCGGAGACAACAGAGGUUCUAGUGACGUCAAUCAGUCAGCAUCUGAGAAUGAGGCUGCCACCAAUGCCUUGCUUCAGAUGACGCCUUCCAAUGAAGCCCACGGAGGGCAGGGCCUUAGUGUUGUCACUCAUAGCCAUCAACAGGGACCCCCCCAGCCCCCAGGUGGCUAUUCUCCCCUCUUUUAUGAUGCUGCCGCUGCCCAGUCUUCUGCCUCCAAUGCUCCGUCUUACUCUCAGCCUCUGCCUCCCAACUCUACAAUCAUGCCUCCCCAGCAUCCACACUCCCCUGCCGGAGUCAAAGGAGAGCACAUUUAUCCAGCCGGAUCCCGUAGCCGCACUCUCCACACCACUGCCCCGUUCCAGCCUCUCACGGAACUGCCCUCCACUGAGCAUCACCAUCUACAUCACCAUCAUCAUCACCUCCACAGUCAUCCUCAUCAUCAGUCAGACACACAGUCCCACCAACACUUUGACUGCAACAUCCAGUUGUCACAAGAUGAAAUGAAACGGCACAAGAAGAAAAAAAAAAAGUCAGAGAGGAGCGAUUGGAGGGAAAAUAAAUGGGAAUCCUCUGAUUUAGUUAGAUUUCACGGAGUGAAAAGAAAGAAGACAGCUAGAGGGCAGUUGAAUAAAAAACAAGGCUCUCUGCGCUUGACAAUUAAGAGAGGAGAAGGAUCAGGUGGUGGGUAUAAGCUUGUCAACACGGGCGGAAUAAAAGUACAAAUCCUGUCAUCUCUCAAAGUCCCUGUGAAGCGAUUCGGAUGCCCCCUUUGCCCUAAUUCAGUAUUUUCUCGAAAAGCGGGACUACUCAUCCACAUGGUAGUCAAACAUCCCCAGAAGGCCUUGAGCACUCAGGAGCGACUAAGGUGCAGUGUGUGUGGGAAGCAGUCCCACAGGCCUUUGGCGGCCUACAUCCAUCGGGCCUCCCAUCGAUCCAGAGGAACCUUUUCCUGUCGACACUGCUCUGCUCGCUUUUGGAAUGCUACUCUCCUUCACAGGCACAAAGUGUCCUGCCACCGCAGGGCUAAAGGACUGCAGAGGGAAGGUUCUAAAAGGCUGACGCUUUCUAAGAGACCAGAAGAGACACAGACCUAUGAAGGUCACGAGGAGAUGCCAUUCCUACAGGAAACAUACAGAUACUGAGCAUUCUGGUUUAUGAAAGAGUAGGACUGUUUUUUUUUUUUAAAGGUCAACAAAGGCAAAUGUGAGCGAACAGACUUGAAAAGGCAUCCGCUGCCUUGUGGAGGAUUGAAAUGCCUCAUGUCUCUGUUGCAUCUCCUCUACUGACUAUUAGAAUGAGUGUGUUCCCAGCUACUGUAGAGCACCCUAUAAAAUAUCAACAGAAAUUCUUCCAGAUUGUAUUGGAAGGUAUUUUCAAAUAUGUGACUGUUUCUAUAGGGUCAUUAUUAACCCCCUUAAGUGCAUUGACACUAUGCUUGGCUGACACUGUGCAGUUUAAUAGACACAACUAGGUAAAAUUACCUGCUAAUGUAAACCAUAACUAAACUCUGCUACAACUCUUACUGUAUGAUAAAUGUCUCUUGUGUAUUUUGUCUUGUUGUUCACUUAGAGGCUCUGAGGAUUUUUUUUUACUGUAAAAGUGCAUUUAUUAGGAGUAAGGACAAGGGGACAGAGACCUUUUCGUUGUCAGUGCAUGUUUGUUCUCUGGUCAAGUUUUUGCUGAGGUUGUGAGAUCACUCCUGCAGUAUGUGAUGGUUCAUUCAGUAUAUCCCCAGACGUUUGUAGUGUAAACUUGAUUUGAGAAGUUGCUCUGUAUUCCCUCGUGAUCCAAUCACAAAUAGAUCAAUUGUCAAAGUUUCUGGCAGUUAGCAUAACAAGGAUCCCCUCGCCUGCCAAAAUGAAGACUCCUACAAGAAGCCUUGCGUAUGAUUUUCACUUUAAAGAUUUGAAAUAUUCCUAGCUUUUAUACCAAGAGACUGAAAACAAGUGAAACAAAUUGACUGUAACAUGUUUAUUCCAUGUUAUUUGUAUGCUCUUUUUAGCAGUGAUUAUUUCUAAAGUACCUUUUAGUGUGUUUAAAACAAGGACCUAUCAUUAUAGAAAAUAAUGUAAUAUUCUGUGUAUUUUUGUGUGUAAUCCAAUCAUGCUGAUCUCACAUUUAACCCCACAUGUUUUCUCAUUUUUGCAGAGUUGCAAUGACUUUAUUGCUGUCACACCUUGUUUGUUUUUUUUCUUUAAAGAAAAUAGUCAUUUUUAAGUAUAUGUCACUUUAUUCAUAUAUGAAAUGUUCAUACCCCUGUCAAUUUUUUCUUCUAAAGAAAAUUAUAGUUUUAGUAGAUUUCUAUCACAUUAUUUACUGAAAUGUUAGUAGUUGAUUAUAUUUCAGCAAUGAAUAAAUCUUAAAUGUAAUAUUCUG
Molecule: messenger RNA, 6808 nt
Organism: Oryzias latipes (Japanese medaka)
Lineage: Eukaryota; Metazoa; Chordata; Actinopteri; Beloniformes; Adrianichthyidae
Biological process (GO): regulation of transcription by RNA polymerase II
Cellular component (GO): nucleus
Molecular function (GO): DNA-binding transcription factor activity, RNA polymerase II-specific; RNA polymerase II cis-regulatory region sequence-specific DNA binding
Source: RefSeq, a predicted model, not a curated record